Molecule: messenger RNA, 3952 nt
Organism: Clupea harengus (Atlantic herring)
Lineage: Eukaryota; Metazoa; Chordata; Actinopteri; Clupeiformes; Clupeidae
Gene: fez2a
Product: fasciculation and elongation protein zeta 2a
Cellular component (GO): axon; cytoplasm
Source: RefSeq, a predicted model, not a curated record
CAUGUUUUGCCCUCUUAAAUCAAAAUAAUAAAGAUUAUAUGUGGCAUGGAAACCACGUGAAACAAUUAAUGCGUUUGUAUGCUUGCUCACACACACACAUACACACACUACUAUACUGUAAUAACCGCUGCAAAAAAAAGGGACGGAUACUUUUAGGUAAUACAAACUGAGACCGCCGUAGAGUAGCCCAACCUUGUAGUCUGCAUUUAGCCCAUUGAAUGGGCGUGAAGGAGGGGGCGCACUCCGCUAUGACACCAUGAGAGGAUGCCCUAGCUAGCUGAACAUUCCAGCGCUACAUGCAUCAUUUAUUAGGGCCGACGGGUGAGUCGCGCUGCAGCUAUGGCGGCACCUUUAGCACACUUCGAUGAUGAGUGGCAGGAUUUUAACGAAUUUAACCCGGUGUCCGGGAAGGAUCACCAGCUGGACAGAGUUAAUCUCAACGUGCAGGAUGUCUCAGGGCUCUUAGAAGACUUUCCGGAGCUCGAUAACGGUUUCUCCGGGGAAAUCGGUAGUUUUAAAUCGAUGGAGGACCUUGUGAACGAUUUCGACGAGAAGUUGACAGUGUGUUUCCGAAAUUACAACACCAAGACGGAAAAUAUAGCACCCGUGAGGCCAAUCACCGAGGAAACUAUCCUGAAGAAUGAUGAGAUUUGGAAUGCUCUGACGGACAACUACGGGAACAUCAUGCCCGUGGACUGGUCUCAGUCUCGGACGCGCUCCCUCCAUCUCCCCACACUAAACCUGGAUGAAAAGUCUAGGGUCGAUAAUGUGAACCUUGACCUAUCAGACGAUGAGGAACUGAGAGAACAGAUGGACAUGCACUCCAUCAUUGUCUCCUGCAUCAAUGAAGAACCGUUUUUCACUGCAGAACAGGUCAUUGAGGAGAUAGAGGAGAUGAUGCAGGAGUCUCCAGACCUGGAUGCUGAGCAGAACCCAUCUCAGUCCGACCUGUCUCUCCUCUCUCUGGAAUUACACAGAUCCAGCACUAGCCACAGCUACGAGGAGCGAGUGCGGACCCUGUCCCUCCCUGAGCUGAACGAGCUGCUGGAGGAGGUGGAGACGGCUAUCCGGCGCUACUCGGAGGAGCUGGUGCAGCAGCUGGCCCUGCGCGACGAGCUGGACUUCGAUAAGGAGGUGAAGAACAGCUUCAUCUCGGUUCUCAUCGACGUGCAGAACCGGCAGAAGGAGCACCGAGAGCUCUUGAGGAAAAAGAAGAAGCUGAAGGGAAGCGCUGCGACACCGCCCAACCGCUCUGAGCGAACAGUCGCGCCCGGAACACGCUUCAGCAUGGAGGGAAUCUCUUCUGCCAUUCAAAAUGGUUUCCGACAAACUUUUGGGACUGGGGGCGGGGAAAAACAGUAUCUGACCACAGUAAUACCUUAUGAGAGGAAAGGAGGGCCUCCAUCAGUAGAAGACCUUCAGAUUCUUACUAAAAUUCUUCAGGCCAUGAGGGACGACAGCGAUAAAGUGCCAAGUCUCCUAACAGACUACAUCCUCAAAGCUUUGGUGUGAGCAGACGGACAGAGAGUGCUCUGCCCCACAUAAACAGAAGAAUUCCCACCAGUCCAUCAGAACAAAAGACUCUGGAUUGAGUUUUUCAUCCACUGUGAAUAGUAGCAUACAUGUGUUUUCCUUAUUUAUAUAUGCAUGAUAUUUUGCCUUUCCUUAAGGGUUCAUUGUAUUUUUAAUUUUUCUGUCUUUUGCAUAUUUACUACAGUGUACACACCAGUGCACUGUGUUUUUAAAUGGUAUGUGUAUACUGUGCAGAUUUCAAAGCGUCAUUGUGGGCUGUAAUUUUCAGCUUUGCAUUUUGCACUAAACACCCAUAAUAUAUUUUGGCUGCAUGAGUCAAGCAGUCAGUGAAAUAUUGCUUUUAGCUCAUAAAGACACAGUCAUUUUACAGUACAGGGUACAUGCAAUGUCUGCAGACAACUAAGGACAACUUUGAUUUCAUUGUGGGUGAGACCGAUUAAUGUUAACAAUUGAGUUUGAAAUACCCAUGGUGUUAUAACUAAAAGUACAGGUGUUCAUUGAAACAGGAAAGUGCAAUGGGAGUUUUGUUAAGAUUGAUUGUAGGCUUAUGAGUGUCAGUAACAGAUUUGGUCAUCAUCCACUACCAAAAUUCCAACCGGUUGUUUCCAGAAGCGUGCCUCCAUAGCGAAGAGGCAGAAAAUAUGUCUGGCCAUGUGAGACUAUGUUAGCCUUACUGCAGGCAUAAAAGCCAGCCAAUUUGCUAAGUGAUUAUAUGCAUUAGUCCAAACUGUAAAGAUUGUUUUGUAUACCUCAGAGAGAUGCAGACAACAUUCUCCAGUCACAUUAUGGCAUGGUAAAUUCCACACUCUGUCAGUAUAUUGGGUCAAAAUGAAAAGGUCACUCUUGUUGUGACUUGACCUGCCUAUCUGGGGCAUAGGAACCAUACAGUUUGAUUCGUUAAACAUUAUAUUUGAUUGAUUGCAUUUUGCUGAUCUCUACUGCACAGUUGUGGAGAUCAUUCAAUUAACAACAGUGUGAAGACAUAUAAAACUGUUAUAAAACUGUAAUAUAUUUACAUAUAUAUUUUAAUAACGAAAUUUGGAUUGUAAAAAUCUGAUUUAACAUUGUAAAAAAUAUGUUAUAAGAUAUUCCCACAGACGUUGCUUGAUAAGUGAGACUGUCAGUGGAAUUAGACUUUAGGUGGAAUGUAGAGGAUCUGUCUGGCACAGAGCUGGUUCUGAUCUGCUGAGCACAGAAUCAAAACAGAUCAGAAUCCUUUUCAGUCAGCUGCUGUACAAAGUGGAACGGAACAGGUGUGUUUAGAUACAGUAUUACCAUCCCACAGUCUGAGUAUCAGACAGUCUAAUGGAGAUCCCGUGGUUCUCUAUCUGGUCUGGGUCUUUGGGGUGUUGCAGUUCCAAUCCUAAGGAUUGAGUAUUGAUUAGGUAGUCUGGUAACAGUUAAGUGAAAUGAUUGAUUAUGUGCAUCCACGCAGCCUUGUGUCUUAACAGGGGGCAGAUGGGACAUUAGGGGAUGUCUGUGGGAAUGUAUAGAAUAAAUGUGACUGUGUGUGCAUAUAGGAUGCAUAUGUAAAUAUUAUGCUCACUUUCUGUGCACUGUUCCUUCUGUGUGUCUCACGCCACAGUUAUUUCAUGUUAUGGUUAGAUAGCUAACCCAUCAAGGGCACCCAAAUCUGUCAAAAUGUUCAGUAUCAGACUUAGAGAUUACAACUGCUGAGAGUGAUUAGCUUUGCGACACUGAAGCUAGCUGGCUCUACAUUCUGGUAGCAAUAACAACAAACAGAUACUUUGAGGGAACGGAAAGGUACCUGAACUCUCCUGGGCUGUUAUCGCAAAGGCCUGAGGGUUGAAGCAGUGAGGAAACGUCCACUAAGAUGGACCUAUCCUCCCUGCCUGUUACUUUGCCUGCACAACAAACAAGAAAGGGAAGAUGGACUCCUACUGUGGCCGAGCCCAUCAGAAUUGAGCAAGAAACGCUAAUACUGCUUACUGCAGCUUUAACUGUAUUGCAGUAGUUGGAUGAAGUGCUCGUCUGGGUUGUGUUUCCUGAAAGCGUUGUUGAGUCACUAGCAUCGUUUCAUGACUAUCAUUUUGAACACUCUCUCUCUUACUUGGUGGUUGCUCAACAACACUCUCAGAAAACACAGUCCUAACUGUAAAAUCAACUUAGUUAUGGUUCUGUAUUGGUAACAUGCAAUGCUUGGUUAGAUACAGUCAGUUUGACAGCAUUAACUCAGGCAUGUGGUGCACUUAUGUCUUUUGAGAAUGUCAGCUUUUGGUGUCAUUUUUAUUUUUAUUUAUUUGUAUUUGGCAGUGCGUCACUGUUUCUUUAAUGUCUUUGUUUACACUGUUCUUUUAAGGUUUGUUUACUUGCUAAAUAGAUUGAACUGUUGCAUUUUUCAGUGUAAAACCAAAACAUAAUUUCAACUGAAUUGCAAUUAAAAAAAACAUUUCUCUGA